Messenger RNA from Quercus robur (English oak), 1178 nucleotides. RefSeq names its product protein PYRICULARIA ORYZAE RESISTANCE 21-like. Gene Ontology annotation, molecular function: metal ion binding. The transcript has 3 exons. The coding region runs from base 247 to 1035 and encodes 262 amino acids. The record is from RefSeq and is a predicted model, not a curated record. Lineage: Eukaryota; Viridiplantae; Streptophyta; Magnoliopsida; Fagales; Fagaceae.
GAUUAAGUGAAUAAAUUUACUAUUUUUUAAUAUUUUAAAAUUUAAAAAAAAAUUAUCAAUAUAUUCCGAUAUCAAAACAAGAAGUCAUGGAUUCAAUCACCUAUGUCACUUUGUACACGUUAUAUUUCAUUUAAAAUUUUCCCGUGUUCGCAAUUCAUUCACGCACAAUCAUUAUUUUUUCAUGUCAGAACCUGAUACUGUUUGUUCUGAUUCUUCUGUCGACAAAAUCUCCAAAAAACAACAUUUAUGCGGAUCGAGGUCGACCUUCAAUGCCAUCGCUGCCGCAAGAAGAUAAAGAAAGUGCUCUGUAAAAUCCCCCAAAUACAAGACCAGGCAUACUUCGAGAAGGAAAACUAUGUGGUAAUAAAAGUGGUAUGUUGCAGUCCUGAAAAGGUAAAGCAAAAGAUAAUUUGCAAAGGUGGUGAUACCAUUAAGAGCAUUGAGAUCAUAGAGAUUGAGAGGAACACCAACCCACCUGGGAAAGGGAAGAAGCCGAAACGCGUGAGAUUCGAUGACGAGCUGGAGAGGCCACUAGAAAAAGAGAAGCCGCCUCAGGAGCAGAAACCGCCUGAGAAGCAGAAGCCACCUGAGAUGGUGAAGAAGCCACCGCAAAAGAAAGACCCUGAACCGGUUUCAAGGCUUCCUCUUGUACCGGUUGGUGUGCCUGUACCGCCGGGUGGAUUUGGGACUUGUUGUACGGAAUGUUAUGAGGGUCGUGGUGGGGGGCCAUGCCUGUAUGGUCAUGGUACUAGGCCAUGGCCACCAUUAACACCAAAGCCUCGUGCUGAACCGGUUCCACUGCUGGUUCCUAUACCUGUGCCGGCUUAUCCGGUUAGGUUUGGGACGUGUUGUACGGAGUGCUAUGAGGGUCGUGAUGGGGGGCCAUGCCAUUAUGGUCAUGGUAGGCCACCCCCAUGUUAUGAUGGCUACUACUAUGGAAGGCCCAUUUAUGAUAGUUAUGGUGGCGGGUAUAGGAGUUGUUAUACUUAUGUGAGUCGAUGUGAAGAAACUUCCUCUGGAUGCACCAUCAUGUAAUUAUUGGAAUUUGCAUGCAUGCAUGCAUGGUGAUGAUAAUGGUGAUCAUGUUCUAGCUAGUUGCCUACUUGCAAGAAGAUUAAUCAGGAUGUAUAUAUGGGUUGUUUAAUAAAUGUGGUAGGUCAUUUUAGUGCUUCUAUCAA